This is a messenger RNA of Raphanus sativus (radish), 717 nucleotides long. RefSeq names its product secreted RxLR effector protein 161-like. The record is from RefSeq and is a predicted model, not a curated record. Bases 1 to 717 code for a protein of 238 amino acids. Lineage: Eukaryota; Viridiplantae; Streptophyta; Magnoliopsida; Brassicales; Brassicaceae. The transcript has a single exon.
AUGUCUGGGCGCUUUGAGAUGAGUGAUUUGGGUAAGCUGACGUAUUAUUUGGGGAUUGAAGUACGUCAGCGUGAUGAAGGGAUUACUCUGAGACAAGAGCGAUACACAAAGAAGAUAUUAGAAGAAACUAGGAUGCAAGACUGCAACCCGGUUCAUGUGCUGAUGGAUCCAAGUCUCAAGAUGUCAAAGGCUAGUGAUGAGGAAAGAGUUGAUGAAAAGGAGUACAAAAGAAACAUAGGGUGUCUCAGAUACCUACUUCACACCAGACCAGAUAUCUCAUACUCAGUCGGUGUGUUAAGUAGGUACAUGGCUGAGCCAAGGACCUCACAUGCGGCUGCUAUGAAGCAAGUUCUUCGUUACUUGCAGGGUACACCAUCUUAUGGACUAAUGUUUAAGAGAGGAGCGAAUGCGAAGCUGACUGGUUACAGUGAUGCAAGUCACAAUGUAGAUGAGGACGACGGAAGAAGCACCACUGGACACGUCUUCUACUUCUUUGACUCACCCAUCACUUGGUGUUCACAGAAGCAGGAAACGGUUGCUCUAUCAUCUUGCGAGGCAGAGUUCAUGGCAGGAACAGAGGCAGCAAAGCAAGCUAUCUGGCUUCAGGAUCUCUUUAGUGAGAUAGUUGGUAAACAAGGUGAAAGAGUGGUGAUUUACAUUGAUAACAAGUCGGCUAUAGCUCUCAGCAGGAAUCCAGGUGUUUCAUGGACGGAGUAA